AAGCCCAGAAGGGAAGCAGCAGCCUGGUUCCUUUUCGCUGUUGCAGUAACCCGUCGUUUCUAUAGGCUGGCCACCAGGUGGGGUGGUAAUUCCAUCUGCUUUUGGGCGAAAGGCAGCUGAUGGCUGGGACUGCACGUGGUGGUGGGACGCACGCAGGGAUCUUAGCAAAGAGGAGCUGUGGAACGCGGCGCAGGCAGCUCGGCUGCGGUGUUUUGGGGAAGGAAUCAAGUCUGACAUCGCGUGCUUUCAUUCCAAAGCUGCUCUUGUGUCUGCUGUUGCGUUUAGUUGAUGGAAACUCGUUCAGGAAAGAAGUGCUUAUUUGCUGAGGUAGAGCAAGAGCUGAGGAGGGCUUUGCCAGUUUCCAGCCUGGGAAAGGAGCAGCGAGGAACAUCAGUGAUCAACACUUGGAGAUACCCGAAAUCCUCCUGGGUGUGACACCAGGCACACGUUUCUGCAUCCUGAAGCUGCCAUCAGGACUCACUGCUCAUCAUCUCAUUAAAGUGAAGACAAACCCAGCUGAAGAGAGAAGCUAAACCUGGGAAAAACUUUAUCUGCUCCUCAUGGACCGAGGUACACCCUCAGCUUCUUUAUUUAUCCCUGGUUUGACUGAAUGAUCUGUGAGGAACUGACUUUGUCCCUAGAAGGCUGAGCACUUGGCAGGGAUGCUCUCAGCCUCUGCAGAAGAGCGGUGAUCGUAACAACCUUGAGUGGCAAAUUCCCUGCCAGGACAGGAUGAGGACUUGUCACUGAGGUGUCCUUGGAGUGAGGAUGGAUGGGACCUCUUCACGCCUGCUUUGCAAUGAACACAGCGCCUUAAAUGACAGCAAGUGAAAUCUUCUCCUGAAGAGGAACAACCAAACAGCCUCCCCUAAUGAGUUUGUGUCAGCAGCCCCAACCUGAGCAACCGUUGCCCUGAGCAAUCUGACUUCUCUGGGUUUCAUAGCUAAAGAGAAGUCUGUGUCUAUUCCUCUUAUUGGUGGUGAAGGUUUUUGUGCUCGGAGAGUGCCCUUCCUGACUUGGCCACUCCCUUUGCAAAAUGAAGGGCUGCACCUGGGUGUUUGUGGCCACUUUGCUUUGCCACCAGUUCUGCCUCUUCAGAGUCAUGGCAGCAAAGAAAGAGAGAAAGAUGAAGAAAGAGCCCAAUCAGUACACAGAGCCUUUCAAUGCCACCCUAUCCAACAGCGAAGAGCUGCAUGGGCAUCCCAAGAUCCUCGAAUCUCCAGACCCUCGUAUCACAGACCCACGGCGGACCUGGAUCUCCUUUGUCCACCGCCCAGAUGAUGGCAACACCUCUAAAAGGAAAUGCAAAGGCAAAGACAAGAAAUUACGUGGUCUUGUUGGGCCUCCAGGGCCUCCUGGUCCCCAGGGUCCCCCAGGAGCACCUGGUGCUGAAGUCACCCGGGAAGUCCUGCUGCAGGAGUUUAAGGAGAUAUUAAAAGAAGCCAUUGAGCGUCGGGCAUCCUUGGCAAUUUCAGCACAUCCCAGCCAGCUGCCUCCACUCCUGCUCUCCUUGGAGGAAGUUUCACCCUACCGACGUGUAGAGGAGGCGUUCCACUGCAAGCUAAAAGGACAAGUUGUCGUAGAUAAAAAGACCCUGGUUGAGCUUCAGAACUUCCAGUCGCCUUUGGCCAAAGGAGCUUUUCUCCGGGGGACGGGGCUGAACCUGGCAACGGGACGUUUCACAGCACCCGUGUCUGGCAUCUACCAGUUCUCAGCCAACGUCCACAUCGAUCACAGUGAGUUGAAGAGCAAAGUCCAGCUCCGGGCCAGAGAUAACGUGCGAGUGUUGAUCUGCAUUGAAUCUCUGUGCCACCGAUACACGUCUUUGGAAGUCAUUGCUGGUUUGGAAAGUAACAGCAAGAUCUUCACUGUCUACGUGCAUGGCUUGCUGCAGCUGCAGGCUGGCCAGUACACCUCCAUCUUUGUGGACAACAGUGCUGGAGCUCCCAUCACCAUUCAGAAUGGAUCCGAUUUCAUGGGCAUGUUAAUGGGCGCGUAGCAUCGUCUGCAGCACUGCAGCAGGGAAGAACACGAAUCACAGCCUUACAGCAUAUAUUUGACUGAAGAAACCUUUACUUUGUCUCUUGACGACUGCUUCGUGUAACUGCUGGCGUCUUUUUAAACAAGCAAAGAGCCUUUCCUUUUGCAGAUUCUUCAGCUUGCUUUCAGAGGCUACUGCUUCUCAAGGUCCACACCAGUUCAUUCACCUUAUAAAAAAAAGAAAUACACUUUUAUAACUCAGAAACAGACUCUGUAAUAUUUAAUAUGUGCUUCACCAGAUGUGCACCGAACAGCACACUGAGAUCUGGCAUUUGCUGUAACUUUAUUUCACACGAUUACACCUGUAAUCAGCAUGUCUUUGGGACUGACUGCAGGGUGUUUUAAGUUUGUAAAUGAAGGAUUGAGAGGGGAAGUAAAGUAGUGACUGCAUUCCAUGUGUUAUGGAGGAAGGAGACAAGAAUUUGUCAGCAAAACUGUUUUUCACACAGUUGUCAAUGGUGCAGGGCCCUCGUGUUCAAACUUAGAUACGUUUGACAAGCAGCGUGUCGAAUUCUCAUGCAAUGCCUGCUUUCAAAGAUGGGAAUCCAAGGGUUGAACCGUUUAACGGUGGUUCCCUAAAUCUCAGUAUGUUUCUCUGCUCUUACUGAGGAGGACAAAUACCUCGCUGCCUGCACAGUUUUAUUUUCAUGAAAACGUGAGGCCAACGGCACCAGUUCUGGCACGAACUCAGUUAUGUUCUUAUGUUUUAGUAAGAUAUAUAUUUGGCUCUGGACUGCAUCACUUACACAGCAUCCUCUCAGGUGUCAUUUAUCCGUUUGUAGACCUGUCUGAUGUGUUUUGCUGGUUGUGGGUGUUGUCAUUUCAUUGGGCUUUUCCCUUCAACAGACACUUGGCCUUUUAAUGAUGCAACUUAAUUAAGGAAAUGGCAGAUCAGCAGUUUCAUAACUAGAUGGCAGCGGGGCCCCACGUGGAGUCCAGAUACUUUUCUUGAAUGGAAGAUAUCCCUCAUUUGAUGUUUCAAUUUUUCCAUGAUCCAUUACAACACCUUCAUAAAAUGAGAACCAAGACUGCUGGGGACAGCAGAAGGCGUGAAAAAAUGAGCCAGCAGUUCACCCCAGCAGUGAAUGUUGGGGCUUCACAGUGUGUAACUCACAUGAAGAUCAUUAAACCCUACCAGCGAGGAUUGGCUGUUGACGUUGGGUUUCGGUGGGGUAGGUGUAGUCAGGGCACAUGGCCUGUAUCCCAGUAUGUAUUACUAUACUGUACUUCUACUGCGUGAAUAUUUGUAAUAAAUUGGGCUAUUUUGUGCACGACUUGCAGCAGCAGAAUCUCCAGGUGUUGUUGCAUUCAGUUUUAUGUCGUUACCUAUGGGUUUUUUGAACCAAGUCUCACUGUUGGUAAAUCAGAGGUAAAAUAUUUAUUUUGUUGUAGAACUAAAAAAAAAAAAAAAAGAAAUUGUAAGAUUUUGCUUUGGGAUUUGCGACUUAUUUUAUUUUUUUUUUCCUGUUUGUUGUGUUUUAUUCCUGUGAUCUCAAUAGCAGAUGAAUUGUUGUGUCUUUAUUUCUACCUGUUCUGCCUCUGGUUGAUGAAGUUGAUGGUUGGACUUUGUGAUAUUAGAAGUCUUUUUCAACCUUAUUAGUUGGAAAACAUCGCCUUGUUAAGAAUGUUUUUAGCUCUGGAUGCUACCAGGCAUGGAGGGAGGUGCCCAGUGGGCAUGGUGGGGAUGGGUUGAUGUUGGACGUGGGGAUCCUAGUGGUCUUUUCCAACCUUUGUGAUUCCAUAUAGGCUGCAGUUCUCUUGACUCAUGGAGAUGCAGCCAUCGGUGCAAGCGUGAGGCUGUUCCUCCAGCAGCACGAUGGGCAGGAUGGGUUGAAACAGCCUGGAAUCAGCUGGGCCUGACCUCCACUGUUCAGGUGCAAGUGUACCAAACUCAGAACUCAGCUGGGCACAAGGUUCCUGGCUGAGCUGUGGGUGACACCAAUGCUCUGCAAGGCUUUUGUGCUGUUUGGAGGCUGAGGAGAUUGAUUAAUGAUGUGAGAAGUGAGGUUUCAGUGCUCCUCUGUUUGUAGCCAUAAAAUUUAUAGUCCAAGAAAAUACGACGACUCAGAAGGGACUGAGUUCAGUAUGAGCAAGUUGUUUGUAACAAAA
Molecule: messenger RNA, 4149 nt
Organism: Lagopus muta (rock ptarmigan)
Lineage: Eukaryota; Metazoa; Chordata; Aves; Galliformes; Phasianidae
Gene: C1QTNF12
Product: C1q and TNF related 12
Exons: 10
Coding region: 1037-1999 (320 amino acids)
Biological process (GO): positive regulation of insulin receptor signaling pathway; negative regulation of gluconeogenesis; positive regulation of D-glucose import across plasma membrane
Molecular function (GO): hormone activity
Source: RefSeq, a predicted model, not a curated record